Messenger RNA from Chilo suppressalis (striped riceborer), 748 nucleotides. The record is from the annotation of a GenBank genome assembly. Lineage: Eukaryota; Metazoa; Arthropoda; Insecta; Lepidoptera; Crambidae.
AUUCAUUUCAAUUUUCUGAUAAUACUCAACAAAAAGAAGUAAAAUGGCUAAUUCGUUGUUUGACAUAUUCGGAGAUCACAUAAUGCGGCAGGGUCUAAAAAAUUUACCACGCCAGCCGUUAGCGAACAACGGUAGGCUUCUCUUUUUAUUUUGUACUUAUAAUUUGAAGUGUCCCUUUCUGUGCCGUGCUUAAUUUUGUUUUCUUUGACACAGAGAACAUUGGUAAGGUGAUGACUACACCUGCAAAGCCUAACGAACCCUUAAAGAAAGGUGAAACAAAGAAGUCUUUUCUCUCCAACACUGGGAAAGCUUUACAGUCUACUCCCAUGAGGCAGGUGUUUACACCGAGACCAGUAAACGUUGGCGCUCUCAUAUACAAUGAUACAGAUGCAAAUGACAAUGAAAUCAAUGUAGAAGAGUUUGAAUUUUCUAAACCAACUUACAAGUAUGAUAACUUUGUGUCAGAUAUGCACGACUAUUUAGCCUUGCCAGUUACAGUGAUAGCUCAGCAAGUAUCACCUCCCAGCACACCACCACCACUGGUCAAGCAUUCAUUAUCUAUGGAAUAUGAAGAUUCAUAUGAGGAUGACUUCUUCAGAGAUGACUUCUCGACAAUGACAGAGUGUUUUCAAGACAAUGAACUUGGAUUGCCUGGACUUUAUUGAUGUAGUAUAUUCAAAGAGUAUUUUAUGACAUUCAUACAAUUUUGGGCAAAUUAGGCAAAUCAUUUAAUGUCUAAUUUAUCUUU